GGCUUCCCUAGCUUUGGUGAACCCAACGGUCAGCCGCCCACGCCGAAACGGACGCCGACUUUUUCCAUUCUACCGAGUCCCGUUUUCGAGACGCCCAAGAAUAACCAAGGCCGCUUUGACGAGUCAAGCCGGUGGACUCCUCGGUUCGCCGAGGAAUUUUCAGUCUUCAACACAACCCCGGGAAGCUUGAGAAACGGUCUAGACUCGUUCCCUGCCUUCAGCCCGGCAACCCCAUCUCCUGUUGGUGCAGGUCAGAAACGCCCAUUGUCUACCGACGAGACUGCUUCCGAGACCGCUGAGCAUGUGAAUAAGCUCCCGCCAAACGCGAGCCUUCAGCUUCCCCGCGUCGAGUCUUCAAAAAUCUUACGAUCGUCACCGGUCCCCUUGCAAACUCCGACGUUCGGCCACUCAGCCGCUGCCGAUCAGCUGCCGGGACCCGUCGAAAGGUCGGCGAAAAAGGCGUGUCGCGGCCCGGCUGCCCUAGAAUCGCAGAGGCAGCCAGUAACCCCACCCCCUACGGCCCGCAAGGGUGAUCGCAAGCUUGCUCCCAAGCUUGACACCGUCACCAUGCAAAAUGAUCAGGACUUUGUCCAGCAGCACUACAUGGCGACUACCCCACAGCAGGCCAUGGGUAGCUUCGUGACAGCUCAAGGUGACAUGUUCGCUUAUCCUCUGUCGGCCCCGGCUUCUGCACCUGCAUUCGGGGCUCAAAGGUCCUUCUGGGACUCUGAUCCAAACCUGGCUGGCCUGAAUAUUGACUUCGGGACUGGCGGCGGGGAAGUCUUCCAACCACACCCCUCACACCAAGCCUCGGGUCCCGCAGCUUGGGCAGCUGCGAACCAGAUGUUGCAAAGUCAUAACGGGGUUGCGGGACAUGGAAGUGGACAUGCCUCUUCUGGUGACCACCACUCUACCCUCGUCUCCCAAGGGCCCAUGCCGAUGCUUGUAACCUCAUCAGCGGAGCAUCGGAUGUUUGCGGUCAGCUAUCCCACCCCUGUCGAUGACCCUUUUGGGAUAAGCGACAACGGUGGCGCCGUGAAUCCCGGGCUGCUCUUCAGCCAACCUCAGUCUGCCAGCAUGCAUCAGGCUCCUUUUAGCCAAUCUAUGCAACCUCCAGGCCCUACAGCACACCAAGGAGGCCAGUUGGAUGGUAGUGUAUCGUCGAUCCCGGAGGCCGGGAAUCACAGCGAGCUGCGCCGUUCGGCCACCGUCAAAGAUGUGACCCCGAAGAAACAAGAUCGGACCUCGGCAAGCUCUCCGACCAAAUCCACCGGACGGCCCGGGCUUUCCCGCAGUUUCAGCGAAAACAGAGGAAGGAAGCCGUUGGGCCGGUCAUCUCUGCCCACCCUCGCGCCCGCUCCACGUCCCCAGUCUCAAUUGGUGAAUAAUGCCGGCGUCGGCGCCAAACGCGCAGUCGUAUCUCAACCCCAGAGACCGAGUGGAAGGUCGUCGCCAUCAAAAAGUACUCACCACAAGCACCAGCACCGCUUGUCGAGCCUGUCGUCAAUUCCCGAGACAUCAGGCCCACGCAUGCGCACGCAGGCCAAGUUCACGAUUGACGCUAAUGGGCGCGCCCGGGUAGAGACGACCGUGGUAGUGGUUAAUGAGCCUAGCCCAACAGCUCGCAAAAGGCACAGUUCGUAUACCGCGCCGCGCCGUCAGUGGGAUUCGUCAUCAGACGAUGAUUCGUCAUCCACUGAUGAGGACCCUAUCAUCAUUCCCAGCAGAAAUACGUCAUUUGCGCUCCCGGACCCUCGGAAGCCGACGACUGUCCAUCCGUUUCAUUCUUCACGGCCAAGCAUUAGCGAGCGCAGCACAACGUCAUCCACGAGCUUCCGGGGCGGGCUUCAGAAUGACGAGGACAGCGACGGGGAGACGGUAGUGGACGAAUUGACACCGACUCGGAAGGCUUCCGGAGAUGCCGUCAGUGAGCUCCGAAAAUUGCGUGAAAGCCGGCAACGGCAACAUACGACCUCCAAGCACAAACGGCUCACCUCGAGCGGUUCCAGGGCAGCCGCGUCUUUCGGAAACUACUCUGGGCGAUGCGCAACUUCGCCCACAACCCUGAGCGAUGCAAGCUUGCCCACCCCGACGAGCGAUUCUUCAAGAAACCGCGGCGUCCGUUGCGUGUGCAACCGAACCGAGGCUGGCCGGGACGAGUUUUUAGUUCAAUGUGAGUCGUGCGAGAUGUGGGUGCACGGCCAAUGCGUCAACAUUACACAGCGAGAGAUGCCAUCCAUAUAUAUCUGCGCAAUAUGCGCGAACACGCCAAAUGUCCGCGGAGGUAGAGUUCGAGACAACGGCGGUUUGUUUGGUUCAAUCGAGCCGCUAGCCACAACGACAUCGCCGCUGGCGCACAAGUCUCUCAAGUCGUUCCGCUAA
Messenger RNA from Canariomyces notabilis, 2382 nucleotides. RefSeq lists its product as uncharacterized. Lineage: Eukaryota; Fungi; Ascomycota; Sordariomycetes; Sordariales; Chaetomiaceae. The transcript has 2 exons. The annotation marks the transcript as partial. The record is from RefSeq and is a predicted model, not a curated record.